UCUCCGCCCUUCCUUCCUUAUCACUCACAAACUUUUACUAUCUCUCUCUCACACCGUUUCUCCAUGAAAGCUUACAGCUUCAGCUUUUCUUCGAACCACUAAACUCUCUUAUAACUCUUUGUUAUUAUUAUUACUUAUUAUUAUCCUCCUUUUUAAAAAAAACAAUUUCAUAUUUCUCUACUGGAAGCUUAAGCUAUACUAGCUCCUACUCUUCCUCUCACUCGCUAUUUAUUUGGUUUUCAUUCAAUAAAACAAAAGAAAAAAAGCUCGAGAAAUGGCUCCCAAGAACAGCCGUGGAAAGACAAAAGGAGACAAGAAGAAGAAGGAAGAGAAAAUUCUUCCGGUUAUCGUGGAUGUCAUUGUAAACCUUCCGGAUGAAACGGAGGCUAUUUUGAAGGGGAUAUCUACGGACAGGAUCAUCGAUGUUCGGCGGCUAUUAUCGGUUAACUUCGAGACUUGCCACAUCACCAAUUAUUCUCUCUCCCAUGAGGUGAGAGGAUCGCGGUUAAAAAACACAGUGGAUGUUUCGGCGCUUAAACCGUGCAUUCUCACGUUAACGGAAGAGGAUUACAACGAGGGAACACAAGUGGCGCAUGUUAGACGACUGCUUGACAUCGUGGCAUGCACGACUUGCUUCGGUCCGUCGCCGGAGAAAUCUGAAUCGAUGAAAAGUGCGCAGGUUAAGGGAGGUGGAAAGAAUACCAAACAGACGGCGGAAACGUCGCCGAAGGAUCAUGCGGUGGUUGAUGAAGCCGGAGAGACUAGCCAUUCUUUCCCUAAGCUUGGAAGUUUCUACGAGUUUUUCUCUCUCGCUCACCUCACUCCUCCUCUUCAACAUAUACGACUUGUGACGAAGCGGGAAACCGAAGAUAUCGCGACGGAGGAUCAUCUACUCUCCAUCGAUGUGAAGCUUUGUAACGGGAAGCUCAUUCAAAUUGAAGGUUGCAGAAAAGGGUUUUACAGCGUUGGGAAACAAAGAAUCAUAUGUCACAAUCUUGUUGAUUUGCUUAGACAAAUUAGUAGAGCCUUCGAUAAUGCUUACAGUGAUCUCCUGAAAGCAUUUUCGGAGCGCAACAAGUUUGGGAAUCUUCCAUAUGGGUUUAGAGCUAACACAUGGCUCAUCCCGCCAACUGCGGCGCAGUCACCAGCAGCAUUUCCGCCUCUCCCUGUCGAGGACGAGAGAUGGGGAGGUGAUGGUGGUGGUCAAGGAAGAGAUGGCAGCUACGAUUUGGUUCCAUGGGCCGACGAGUUUGCCUUCAUCGCAUCUAUGCCUUGCAAAACAGCAGAGGACAGACAAGUCAGAGACAGGAAAGUGUUCCUUCUUCACAACCUCUUCGUCGAUGUCGCCACUUUCAGAGCCAUCAAGGCUGUUCAGAAAGUAAUGUCUGAAGAUCAAAAAGACUCUUCUGACCUUCUAUACUCCGAGACAGUCGGUGACUUGAGUGUUACGGUUACGAGGGAUACUUGUAAUGCAAGUAGUAAAGUGGAUACAAAAAUCGAUGGGAUUCAAGCCACUGGUUUGGAUAAAAUGAAGCUGAUGGAACGGAACCUUCUCAAGGGACUUACUGCUGAUGAAAAUACUGCUGCUCAUGAUGUUGAUACUCUAGGAACUAUUAGCCUUAAGUAUUGUGGUUACAUUUCUGUUGUGAAAAUAGAGAAGGAGAGUGAGAAGUUAAACCCACCUUCUCAGAUUGUUGACCUCCUUGAACAGCCUGAAGGCGGUGCUAAUGCUCUAAAUAUCAACAGUUUGAGAUUGCUUCUCCAUAAAUCGUCUCCUGAGCAGAACAAGAGAACACAUCAGCAACAGGAUGAUGAGCUUACAUCUUCACGAGAAUUUGUAAGCAAAAUGCUGGAGGAAAGCCUUGUUAAGCUUGAGGAAGAAAAGAUAGACAGGGACAGUAUCAUGAGGUGGGAGCUUGGAGCUUGUUGGAUACAGCAUUUACAAGACCAAAAGAAUACGGAAAAGGACAAGAAACAAACCAACGAAAAGACUAAGAAUGAGUUGAAGGUUGAAGGUCUUGGGAAACCGCUCAAGUCCCUCAAUAGCAGCAAGAAGAAAACAGAUGUAAGCAGCCCUAAGGCGAUGCAAACUGCAGUAUCGUCUCAGGUUGAUGCGGUUUCUUUAGAGGCUGAUAAUGCUGCAACAACUACAUCUUUGCAAUCUGACACCGAGAAGAAUUCUGAAGAAAAUGUGCUUGUCUUAAAGAACCUGCUGUCUGAUGCAGCCUUCACUCGCCUAAAAGAGUCAGAUACUGGACUUCAUCACAAGUCUUUGCAAGAACUUGUCGACUUGGCACAGAAGUACUAUACUGAAGUCGCUAUUCCGAAACUGGUUGCAGAUUUUGGUUCGUUGGAGCUCUCCCCAGUCGAUGGCCGGACUCUAACUGAUUUUAUGCACACAAGAGGUCUUCGGAUGCGCUCUCUAGGAUAUGUUGUGAAGCUCUCAGAUAAGUUGUCACAUGUACAAUCUUUGUGUGUUCAUGAGAUGAUAGUUAGAGCCCUUAAGCAUAUCCUACAGGCGGUGAUUUCUGCUGUUGCUGCUGACACUGACAAAAUAGCUGCUAAAGUAGCUGCUGCUCUGAACAUGAUGCUUGGGAUUCCUAAUAACACUGUAGCAGCAACACCCCAAAACUCUUGGAAUGUACAUCCUCUUAUCUUCCAGUGGUUGGAGAAGUUCUUGAAGAAGCGAUAUGACUAUGAUCUUAAUGCCUUCAGUUACAAGGAUCUACGAAAGUUUGCCAUUCUCCGUGGAUUAUGCCAUAAGGUUGGUAUUGAGUUGAUUCCUAGGGACUUUGACAUGGAUUCUCCAGAACCGUUCCGGAAAACAGAUGUGGUCAGUCUGGUCCCAGUGCAUAAGAUAUUCUAUUCUAAAUUUCUGCAGCAAGCAGCAUGUUCAUCUGCUGAUGGAAGACAACUUCUGGAGUCAUCUAAAACAGCUUUAGACAAAGGAAAGCUUGAAGAUGCAGUUACAUAUGGAACAAAGGCACUUGCUAAACUUGUAGCAGUUUGCGGUCCUUAUCACAGAAUGACGGCCGGAGCUUACAGUUUACUUGCUGUGGUUCUGUAUCACACCGGUGACUUUAACCAGGCUACAAUAUAUCAGCAAAAGGCUUUAGAUAUCAACGAGAGGGAACUUGGACUUGAUCAUCCGGAUACAAUGAAGAGUUAUGGUGAUCUUGCUGUCUUCUAUUAUAGGCUUCAGCAUACAGAGCUGGCUCUCAAAUAUGUGAAGCGUGCGUUGUAUCUCUUACAUCUGACGUGCGGUCCAUCUCAUCCAAACACUGCUGCCACAUACAUUAAUGUAGCCAUGAUGGAGGAAGGUCUAGGAAAUGUACAUGUUGCCUUGAGGUAUCUUCACAAAGCUCUCAAGUGUAAUCAAAGGUUGCUUGGUCCUGACCAUAUCCAGACUGCUGCAAGCUACCAUGCCAUAGCAAUUGCGCUCUCUUUGAUGGAAGCAUACCAUCUAAGUGUUCAGCAUGAGCAAACAACCUUAAGAAUCCUCCGAGCAAAGCUGGGGCCAGAUGAUUUGCGUACUCAGGAUGCUGCUGCUUGGUUAGAAUACUUCGAGUCCAAGGCUUUCGAACAACAGGAAGCUGCACGAAAUGGUACUCCUAAGCCUGAUGCGUCUAUAGCCAGCAAAGGCCACCUAAGUGUAUCCGAUCUACUCGACUAUAUCAACCCAAGCCAAAACGCAAAAGGGAAACAGAGUGUGGCCGCAAAGAGGAAGAGCUAUAUCAUGAAGCUGAAGGAAAAAUCCAAUCAGAACAAUGUCUCUGAACACUUGGCAGAAACUCCGAGAGAAAACCAAAAGGAAAUGUCAGAAGAAGAGACAGAAGGAACUGGAUCAGAAGAAGGUCAAUCAAGCGAUGCGAAUCAGGAGACUGUUGUUGCAACAGCUGAAGAGCCAGCUUCUCCUCCAGUCAUUGAGGAGGCCAUCAUGGUGGAUAACAGUACAUCUACUGAAGUUUCAAAUGAGACACAAGAGCCGGAUGGUAGUGAAGAUGGAUGGCAACCGGUGCAAAGACCGAGAUCUGCUGGAUCAUAUGGUCGCAGGCUGAAGCAACGACGAGCAUCCAUUGGGAAGGUAUACACAUAUCAGAAGAAGAAUGUUGAAGCUGAUAUCGACAACCCUCUUUUCCAGAAUGCUGCUACUCAGCAGAACACCAAAUACUACAUUCUGAAGAAGCGAACAGCCUCAUAUGCAAACUAUGCAGAUCAUCAUUCUCCAACUCAAGGCACCAAAUUUGGCAGGAAGAUAGUCAAAACCUUGGCGUAUCGUGUUAAGUCGAUGCAGCCGUCUUCUGAUAACACCAAGGCUGAAGCUGAAACAUCAGAAGAAGAUGGUUUGAAGACAGAUGCUUCUUCUGCUGUGCUGUCUAGUAACGUGCAAAAUGAGGUCUACCACGCGAAAAACUCUGUUGUAAGUCUUGGAAAAUCUCCAUCCUACAAGGAAGUAGCCUUGGCACCACCUGGUUCCAUCGCCAAAUAUCAAGUCUGGGCUCCACAAGCCGAAAAGCAAGAGGAGAAGGACGUGGAGAAGAAAUCUGAACAGGGUACAUCGACAAGGGAUGAGCAGAUGAUUACAGUAGUGUCAGAGGAGGAAGAAGUAAAAAAUGAAAUUUCUGCAGACACAGAUUCUAGCAAAACUCAAGGCCAAGAAGAGAUCAAAGUAUCUGAUGUAGAAUUGAAAGGGAACAAUUUGAAUGAGUAUGAAGAACCUGUUCAGGUGGAAGAACAAGUGCUUGAAGCUGAAUUGACAAACGACGAUAUGAUUCAUUCCACCACAGAGCAACAAGUGACAGAUCAGUUGGUUGCUGAUUCCGAUGAUCUCAAGGAGAAACUGGGAAUAUCUGCCACAGAAGAUUCAACGCGAGGAUUAUUAUUACCUAACAAGAAGCUAUCAGCUUCAGCUGCUCCAUUCAACCCAUCAUCACCACCGAGUAUAAUACGUCCUACUCCAAUAGGCAUGAACAUUGGACCGUCCUGGCCAGUGAACAUGACUCUGCAUCACGGACCUCCUCCUCCUCCUUACCCUUCACCUCCUACAACUCCAAACUUGAUGCAACCAAUGUCCUUUGUGUACCCUCCUCCUUACACUCAAUCAGUGCCCACAAGUACUUAUCCUGUAACCAGUGGUCCUUUUCAUCACAACCAGUUCCCAUGGCAACUCAAUGUGUCGGAUUUUGUGCCAAGAACGGUUUGGCCCGGAUGCCAUCCUGCUGAGUUUUCUCCUCCACACAUGAUCGCUGCCGAGCCAAUCGCUGCAACUGUGCUAGAGCCAACCGUGAUUCUGCCAACUGAUAUUGACACUUCAGGUGUAGAGGAAGAAAAAGAACAAGGCAAGCAAGAUGUGGCAACUUCGGAUGAAGUUGUAAAUCAUGUGAAUAAUGCAGUGGCUAGCACUGAAAUGGAGAAUGGAAACAGGAAAUUUGAGGGUGGCGAGAAAACUUUUAGCAUUUUGUUAAGAGGAAGGAGAAACAGGAAACAAACACUGAGAAUGCCCAUCAGUUUGCUUAACCGGCCUUAUGAUUCUCAACCGUUCAAGAUUGGUUAUAGCAGAGUGAUCAGAGACAGCGAGGCUCCAAAGUCCGUUGCUUAAAACUCUCCUAAAGAUUCAGCCAUCAUCGAUCGAUAAAAAUGCAAAACUCACACAGAUCUCUCUCUCUCUCUCUGAUCCUAAUUGCUGUUUCUUAGGAACAGUACAAAGGUAGUUUCGUUAUCAGUCAUCGGAAGCUGGGGCUUGUGAUAGUCUCAAAAUGUUUUGGAUUCUUACAGUUACAGAAGAGAGGUUGCACAAGGGGAUAAAGCAUAGCCAUUCUUUCUUUUUUUUACCAUGUGAGGUGAUGAUGUAUCAUUUUUCUCGGUUUUUAUUUUAAUUCAGCCAAUAAAAAAGUAGGAAAUUUUGGACAUAAUUAUUUUAGUUCACCUUAUGGCCAUGUUUUAAAAACUUUUGUUAUUUCUCCCAUUUUGUUUUCUCUUAUCUAUUUACGUAUUUGUCAUCACU
Messenger RNA from Eutrema salsugineum, 6004 nucleotides. RefSeq names its product protein TSS. Gene Ontology annotation, cellular component: cytoplasm. The transcript has 24 exons. Gene Ontology annotation, molecular function: protein binding. Bases 275 to 5599 code for a protein of 1774 amino acids. The record is from RefSeq and is a predicted model, not a curated record. NCBI's taxonomy places the organism in Eukaryota, Viridiplantae, Streptophyta, Magnoliopsida, Brassicales, Brassicaceae. Gene Ontology annotation, biological process: organelle organization.